This is a messenger RNA of Dama dama (fallow deer), 3922 nucleotides long. RefSeq names its product ArfGAP with coiled-coil, ankyrin repeat and PH domains 3 (gene ACAP3). Bases 299 to 2662 code for a protein of 787 amino acids. The record is from RefSeq and is a predicted model, not a curated record. Gene Ontology annotation, cellular component: cytoplasm. NCBI's taxonomy places the organism in Eukaryota, Metazoa, Chordata, Mammalia, Artiodactyla, Cervidae. Gene Ontology annotation, molecular function: protein binding; GTPase activator activity. The transcript is spliced from 23 exons.
GCGGGCAGGCAGGCCGGGGAUGCCGCUCGGGCCGCCGUGGUCCUCGUGCCAGUGAGCGCCGCGCGCCGCCGCAGCCAUGACGGUGGAGUUCGAGGAGUGCAUCAAGGACUCGCCGCGCUUCAGACCCUUUGGGGAGGUGCCUGGGGAGAUGAAGACCAGCUAAGUCGGUGGGGGAGGCUCGCUGCAGGCGGGUCUCCAGCCACCCUCUACCCGUCGCAGGGCAACUAUCGAUGAGGUGGAAACGGACGUGGUUGAGAUCGAGGCCAAACUGGACAAGCUGGUGAAGUUAUGUAGCAGCAUGAUCGAGGCAGGAAAGGCCUACGUCACCACCAACAGACUCUUCGUGAGUGGCGUCCGCGACCUGUCCCAGCAGUGCCAGGGCGACACUGUUAUAUCGGAAUGUCUGCAGAGGUUUGGAGACAGCCUGCAGGAGAUGGUCACCUACCACAUGAUUCUGUUUGACCAGGCCCAGAGGUCUGUGCGGCAGCAGCUCCACAACUUCGUCAAAGAGGAUGUGCGGAAGUUCAAGGAGACCAAGAAGCAGUUUGACAAGGUUCGGGAGGACAUGGAGCUGUCACUGGUGAGGAAUGCCCAGGCCCCGAGGCACCGGCCCCACGAGGUGGAGGAGGCUACGGGUGCCCUGAUCCUUGCCCGAAAGUGUUUCCGCCACCUGGCACUGGACUAUGUGCUCCAGAUCAAUGUCCUCCAGGCUAAGAAGAAGUUUGAGAUUCUGGAUUCUAUGCUGUCCUUCAUGCAUGCCCAGUACAGCUUCUUCCAGCAGGGCUACAGCCUGCUGCACCAAUUGGACCCCUACAUGAAGAAGCUUGCGGCCGAGCUGGACCAGUUGGUGAUCGACUCGGCAGUGGAGAAGCGGGAGAUGGAGCGCAAACAUGCUGCCAUCCAACAACGGGACUUCUCCUACGAUGAGCCCAAGGUGGAGUUUGACGUGGAUGCACCCAGUGGGGUAGUGAUGGAAGGCUACCUCUUCAAGAGGGCCAGCAAUGCCUUCAAGACGUGGAACAGGCGCUGGUUCUCCAUCCAGAACAGCCAGCUGGUCUACCAGAAGAAGCUCAAGGAUGUGCUGACCGUGGUAGUGGACGACCUCCGGCUCUGCUCUGUGAAGCCCUGUGAGGACGUCGAGCGGAGGUUCUGCUUUGAGGUCGUGUCGCCCACCAAGAGCUGCAUGUUGCAGGCUGACUCAGAGAAACUACGGCAGGCCUGGGUUCAGGCGGUGCAAGCCAGCAUUGCCUCUGCCUAUCGGGAGAGCCCUGACAGCUGCUACAGUGAGAGGCUGGACCGCACAGCGUCCCCGUCCACAAGCAGCAUUGACUCUGCCACGGACUCUCGGGAACGCAGCGUCAAGGGUGAGAGCGUGCUGCAGCGGGUGCAGAACGUGGCCGGCAACAGCCAGUGUGGUGACUGCGGCCAACCUGACCCGCGCUGGGCCAGCAUCAACCUGGGUGUGCUGCUCUGCAUCGAGUGCUCAGGCAUCCACAGGAGCCUGGGCGUCCACUGCUCCAAGGUGCGGUCCCUGACCCUGGACUCGUGGGAACCGGAGCUGCUGAAGCUGAUGUGUGAGCUUGGAAACAGCACCGUGAACCGGAUCUACGAGGCCCAGUGUGAGGGGCCGGGCAGCAAGAAGCCCACAGCCAGCAGCCCCAGACAGGACAAGGAGGCCUGGAUCAAGGACAAAUAUGUGGAAAAGAAGUUUGUGCGGAGGCCACCCUCGGCACCAGCCCGGGAGGCCCCACAGCGCUGGAGGGUGCAGAAGUGCCAGCGCCACCACAGCUCCCCCCGAGCCCCUGCCCCCCGCCGCAGCAAAGUCCGGAUGGAGCCCGUUCUGCCCUCUGUGGCUGCCCUGUGCUCAGGCUCCGUGGAGCCCAGGUUCCGCAGGGACUCGCUCUUCUGCCCGGACGAGCUGGACUCCCUUUUCUCCUACUUCGAUGCAGGGGCUGCUGCGGCCGGCCCACGCAGUCUGAGCAGCGACAGCGGCUUAGGGGGCAGCUCCGACGGCAGCUCAGAUGUCUUGGCCUUCGGCGUGGGCUCUGUGGUGGACCGCGUCGCUGAGGAAGAGGGUGCAGAGUCGGAGGAGUCCAGCGGCGAGGCGGACGGAGAGGGGGAGGCCUGGGGCCUGGCAGACGUGCGUGAGCUGCACCCGGGGCUGCUGGCGCACCGCGCGGCGCGCACCCGCGACCUUCCCGCCCUGGCGGCGGCGCUGGCACACGGGGCGGAGGUCAACUGGGCUGACGCGGAGGACGAGGGAAAGACACCGCUGGUGCAGGCCGUGCUGGGGGGCUCCCUGAUCAUCUGUGAAUUCCUCCUGCAAAACGGAGCGGACGUGAACCAAAGAGACAGCCACGGCCGGGCUCCGCUCCACCACGCCACGCUCCUUGGCCGUACUGGCCAGGUCUGCCUGUUCUUGAAGAGGGGGGCGGACCAGCACGCCUUGGACCACGCUCAGCAGGACCCAUUGAGCAUUGCGGUGCAGGAAGCAAACGCCGACAUCGUCACGCUGCUCCGUCUGGCGCGCAUGGCCGAGGAGAUGCGUGAGGCUGAGGCGCCUUCUGGCCAGCCGGGUCCUCUGGCCGGCAGCAGCCCCACUGAGCUCCAGUACCGCAGGUGCAUCCAGGAGUUUAUCAGCCUUCACCUGGACGAGAGCUAGGGCAGCGGGGUGGGCGGGACCCCCCCACCACAGGCCCGUUUCCGGAGAGCACUGGUGUUCUGGAGCUCCUGGAGCCCUUGCUGCCGGCUCUGCCCUCCUCCUCCAGCGGCCCCCACCCCGGGCCAGAGCAGGACCAGCACUGAGUCUUCUGAAGCUCCAGUCUUCCCCAGGAGGUGUUGCAUCACUCCCCGCCUCCAGGGACCCUGUAUCUUCAGGUGACCCCUCCCUGGGGGGCCUGGGUUGCUCGUGUCACAAACCACUCUCCAGGCCCCAUGUCACCUUGUGCUCCUCUCUGCUCCCCCAGGCCCGUGUCACCUCCUGCCACUCUAUCCCUGGGCCCAUGCCACUUGGUGCCCCACUCUGCCCUCAGGGCCUGUGUCACCUCGUGCCCCCACUUUACUGCCCAAGGACACUGACCUGCUAGUUGGGUCCCUCCCAUGCCCCCAGCCCCUCCGCUGGGCCCUGGGGCUGGUGGCUGGCCACCGGCACCUUGUGAGGGCAGAAGGGACCGCCCAUCCAGGGAAUCAACCCGUGUACCUCACUUAGCGACCCCAGCAUCCAGGCUGGGCUUCUUGGGUGCUUGGGGGCUCUGGCCUGGGGCCUCAGCCCUGACUGGGCACGGACGUCCUGAGGCCGUGUGGCUGGCCAUGCAGCCCCACCUGUUCCUGCCUUUUCCCAGAGCGGGUGGCAGGUGCGUCGCUCUUCCCACCCCUGCAUCUGAUGUCCUUUGUCACGGACUGAGGGGUUUUCUACAAUGACCUCGUUCUCACUUUGUCUCGCAUCUUUUCUCUGGACUCAAGGACCACCUUGACCUCCAACUCUGCCCGCUGCUGGGGGCACUCUGCAGCUCAGCCCUGCCCCCUCACCAGCCUUGCCCCUGGCUCAGCCCAUGGGGCUUCAGCUCACCCCCAGGGCCCUCUGAUGCCUUCUGCAUUCCCCUUCCUGGAGCCCUGGGGCAGUGGCUGGGCCUCUCCCCAACUCGAACCCUCGGCCAGUCCAAGGCCAGUUGGCUGGUCACUAUGCAAAGGCUGCCCAGGGAGGUCCCAUGGGCAGCAAGGUGGGCCCCCAACUCCCUCGCCUGCUGGCUGUGACCCCCAGAGAGCAGAAUUAACUCCUUCCUCUCUUCCUGCUUGAGCUCUGCCCCCACCUCCCGCCCCACUGCCUGCGCCAGGGCCUUUGCUAGGGCCUCAGCUGGCGGGAUCCGCCUCCACUCCAGAUCACAGUUAAUAAACAGCCGCUUGCACCCGCUGCCUCGUCUCA